Molecule: messenger RNA, 3790 nt
Organism: Bufo bufo (common toad)
Lineage: Eukaryota; Metazoa; Chordata; Amphibia; Anura; Bufonidae
Gene: LRIG3
Product: leucine rich repeats and immunoglobulin like domains 3
Exons: 19
Coding region: 173-3436 (1087 amino acids)
Molecular function (GO): protein binding
Source: RefSeq, a predicted model, not a curated record
GAGCGGAGCCCCGCACCCUUCCUGGCCCGGCCGGGGGGACACUGAGGGGAAAGUUUCUUCGCACACAAGUUGUACUUUUCUUGUCUCCGCGCUGCCACACUGCGGGCACUGUACCCGGUAUGCCAGUGUCCCGGCCUGGAGGAAGGAGUUACUGCUAGAGCCCGGAUUAAUAAUGCUGCCGUCCACCAUGUCGCUGCUGCUCCUGCUCUUACUGGAACGUGCGAUUGGAUUGGGGACCGAGCGGGGGUCCUGCCCGGCUCCCUGCCGCUGUUUCGGGGAGCUGCUGGAUUGUAGCCGCGGGGAUCUGCACUCGGUACCGGAUAACCUCCCGGGAUGGGCCGUGCAGCUGGACUUGAGUCAGAACAAACUUUCUUCAAUCAAAGCUAGCUCGAUGAGUCACCUCCAUAAUCUACGUGAACUGAGAUUAAAUAGAAAUGACUUGAAGAUGAUACCCAAUCUUGGUCCUUUGUCCGCAAAUAUUACACUUCUUUCCUUAACAAACAACAAGAUUGAUUCAGUGUUGCCUGAGCACCUUCAACCUUACCAUUUACUGGAAACCUUAGAUUUAAGUAAUAAUCUGAUUACCGAGCUGAAAACCCCAUCCUUUCCUGUACUGAGGCUCAAAUACUUGUACAUCAAUAAAAACCUAAUAACCUCUAUGGAAUCUGGUGCGUUUGACAAUUUAUCUGCUACGUUACAAGUGCUGAAGCUCAAUAAGAACCGGAUUGGCUACAUCCCGCCAAAAAUGUUCAAGCUGUCCAAUCUCCAGCAUCUGGAGCUGAAGCGUAAUCGAAUAAAACAUAUAGAUGGACUCACUUUCCAAGGCCUUGAUGCCUUAAAAUAUUUGACUAUCCAGAGGAAUGGGAUCACACGGCUUAUGGAUGGAGCCUUCUGGGGACUGAGCAACAUGGAAGUUUUGCUGUUGGAUCAUAACAACCUCACAGAGAUUAGUCGAGGCUGGUUGUAUGGCUUGCUUAUGUUGCAGCACCUCCAUCUCGGCCAGAACGCCAUCAGCAGGAUCAGCCCCGAUGCCUGGGAGUUUUGCCAAAAACUCAGCGAGCUAGAUUUAACCUUCAAUGAACUAACAAGAUUAGAAGAGUCAAGUUUUAUGGGAUUAACCCUGCUUGGUAGACUAUUUAUAGGCAACAACCAAAUUAGUAAUAUCGCUGAUGGUGCUUUUCAUGGACUGUCCAGUUUGAACACAUUGGAUCUGAAGAAUAAUGAAAUUUCUUGGACCAUUGAAGAUAUGAAUGGAGCAUUCUCUGGGCUUGACAAAUUAAAAAAGCUGAUGCUGCAAGGUAAUCGGAUCGGAUCGAUUACGAAAAAAGCAUUUUCAUGGUUGGAAGCACUUGAAUACUUGGAUCUGAGUAACAAUGCCAUCAUGUCAAUGCAGAGUAAUGCAUUUUCGCAGAUGAAGAGGCUUCAGCAACUGCAUCUGAACACGUCAAGCCUUCUGUGUGAUUGUCAGCUGAAAUGGCUACCUCAGUGGUUAACCGAAAAUAAGUUACAGACGUUUGUAAAUGCAAACUGUGCUCAUCCCCAAAGUCUAAAAGGCAAAAGUAUCUUCUCUGUGAGCGCUGAUGGGUUUGUGUGUGAUGAUUUUCCAAAGCCCCAGAUUACUGUCCAACCUGAAACGCAGUCUGCACUAAGAGGUUCCAAUGUGACCUUUAUAUGCUCAGCGGCCAGCAGCAGUGACUCCCCAAUGACUUUUUCUUGGAAAAAAGAUAAUGAAAUUCUACACGAUGCAGAGAUGGAAAGUUAUGCUCACCAGCGUGUACAAGGUGGCGAUGUGAUGGAGUAUACCACUAUUCUGAGGUUGCGCAAUGUGGAGUUCAUCAGUGAAGGAAAAUACCAGUGUGUCAUCUCCAAUCAUUUUGGAACGACUUACUCUGUCAAGGCCAGGUUAACCGUUAACAUGCUUCCUUCAUUUACAAAGAUGCCCAUAGACCUUACUAUUCGUGCUGGAUCUACCGCUCGACUUGAGUGUGCUGCAGUUGGUCACCCAACACCACAGAUAGCUUGGCAGAAAAAUGGCGGCACAGAUUUUCCUGCAGCCCGUGAAAGAAGGAUGCAUGUCAUGCCAGAAGAUGAUGUGUUUUUUAUUGUGAAUGCCAAAAUUGGAGACACUGGUGUGUACAGCUGUACAGCCCAGAAUAGUGCAGGCAGCAUUUCGGCUAAUGCUACACUGACCGUGCUAGAAACCCCUUCAUUCCUGAGACCGUUAGUAGAUCGAACUGUAUCAAAAGGAGAAACCACAGUCCUGCAGUGCAUAGCAGGGGGAAACCCAACACCAAAAGUGAAUUGGACAAAGGAUGAUAAUCCAUUGACUGUAACGGAGAGACACUUUUUUGCAGCUGGCAAUCAACUGCUCAUUCUUGUGGACACUGACUUUGAAGAUGCUGGGAAAUACACUUGUGAGAUGUCCAAUAUUCUUGGAACUGAGAGGGGCAAUAUACAGCUUUCUGUAAUUCCCAAUCCAACAUGUGAUUCCCCUGCAAAUGCCACCCCAUCAUUGGAGGAUGAUGGAUGGGCCACCGUCGGGGUGGUCAUUAUAGCCGUGGUUUGCUGUGUUGUGGGAACCUCCCUUGUAUGGGUGGUCAUCAUAUACCACACACGAAGAAAGAAUGAGGAUUGCAGUGUUACAAACACAGAUGAAACCAACCUACCGGUGGAUACUCCAAGCUACUUGUCCUCCCAGGGAACCCUUGCAGAGAGACAAGAAGGAUACAUCUCUGAAAAUGGAAGCCAUCACUUCAUAACUUCCUCUAUGGGUGGUUAUUUCUUGCAGCAAAGAGACACUAACGGAAUUUGUCAUUUGGAUAAUGAAAGUGAAGAUGACUUACAAACUGGAAACGAGCCACUUCACUAUCUCUACAUGGGGCAGCAGAGCUCAUUAUAUUUAAAAGGAAGUGUAUACAACCCUGAAGGAUGCGAAAUCUAUCACACAGGUUACAGCUCAGAUCAAAGAUCUACAAAUCUUGAUGCUUAUGAAGUAGAUUAUUCAACAGAAAAGGGCUUUGGUUCCUCAUAUACACAGCAAAAUGAUGAUAAUUUCAUCAAUAGUUCAGAUGUCCAAGAAACCUUUCCUGUGAUUUAUGCUUUUCCUGGUUCUGUCUGUGAUCAAAGUGAAAAUAACAGAGUUAGUGAUUCAGAGACGGAGCUUUUUGGCUUCAAGCUAAAUUCAGAUAAAACAUUGCACAUGGGCACAUUUGGGAAGUCUGUUUGGAAGCCCCCUCAUGAACCCUUUCCAAAAACAAUGGGAUUUGUGACAACACAUAGUAAUGAUCAUUCCUCUUUGGAUAUAGAUUUAGACUGUGAUAAAGAAAAAACAUCAAAAAUGGCUUUUACAGAUAAAACUGGGAAAGAUUUCUACAAGCAAAAGAUUUCUGAAGAUCAUAGGACUCCUAUGUUUUAUGGCUAUGAUAUAGACACAUAGCAGCUUUAACAUUAUUUGCAUUUCUUAAUCCAAAGACCUUCACUCUCUACCUCAGCAAUAGACUUUGCCCAAAGAGAAAAAAGAAUUAGACUUCUGACCAAAUGCAAAGUCUCCAGAAAAGAUUUCUGAAAAAAAUCUGAAGAAAAAAACUUUGCAUAAAAUAUCUGCUUAUUUUAGAGCUUUGUUUUUAUAUAAAGAAAAAAACUGCCAUAAUUUAAAACUGUAAAUAUUGAUUAUAAAUAUUUUUGUAUUUUUAUAUCAGAUUUUCUAUGGAAAUGAAUAGUAAUGUAUUCCUAAAGUUGCCAAAUCUUGUUGGUAUUGUACAUUUGCACAGUAUGGUGAAUAAAUAAAGGU